AGAGGGAUCGGUCGGAGCGGACUGGAGGCGUUCAGCACCAAGGACAGCGGCGGCCAGCAGCACCAUGCGCAUUGCCUGCAGCAGCUUCUCACCGACCUGCUCCGGAUAAUCAUCAGCCUGUGCAGCGCCCCCCCCCAUCUCUCCGACCCUGUCCUAACCCCCGGGGGGAGAUGGCAGACCGGACUGCCCCCAACUGCCACCUCCGCCUGGAGUGGGUCUACGGCUACCGGGGCCACCAGUGCCGGAACAACCUCUACUACACGGCGGCCAAGGAGAUCGUCUACUUCGUGGCCGGGGUCGGGGUGGUCUACAACACCCGGGAGCACAAGCAGAAAUUCUACAUGGGCCACAAUGACGAUAUCAUCAGCUUGGCGCUGCACCCUGAACGUCAGCUGGUGGCUACGGGGCAAGUUGGGAAGGAGCCAUACAUCUGUGUGUGGGAUUCAUACUCCGUCCAGACCGUCUCUAUACUGAAAGAUGUCCACACGCAUGGUAUCGCCUGUCUGGCAUUUGACAUGGAAGGACAGCGCCUGGUGUCUGUGGGUCUCGACUCCAAGAACACGAUCUGCGUCUGGGACUGGAGGAAAGGGAAGCUGCUGUCUAUGGCCCCGGGUCACACAGACAGGAUCUUUGACAUCUCCUGGGAUCUCUACCAACCCAACAAGCUGGUCAGCUGUGGAGUGAAACACAUCAAGUUCUGGAGCCUUUGCGGGAACUCGCUGACGCCAAAACGCGGCGUGUUUGGGAAGACGGGUGACCUGCAGACCAUACUGUGCCUGGCGGGCGCGAGGGACGAGGUGACCUAUUCCGGAGCGCUGAACGGUGACAUCUACGUGUGGAAGGGGCUGAACCUCGCUCGGACAAUCCAAGGAGCGCACGCUGCCGGAAUCUUCAGUAUGAACGCCUGUGAGGAAGGGUUUGCCACCGGAGGCCGGGACGGCUGUGUGCGUCUGUGGGAUUUAAACUUUAAACCAAUCACAGUCAUUGAUCUCAGGGAAACCGACCAAGGCUACAAAGGUCUGUCUGUACGGAGCGUGUGCUGGAGAGGGGACCACAUCCUGGUGGGGACUCAGGACAGUGAGAUUUUCGAGAUUGUGGUCCACGAACGCAACAAGCCCUUCCUGAUCAUGCAAGGACACUGUGAGGGAGAGCUCUGGGCUCUGGCUGUCCAUCCGACCAAACCGCUGGCCAUUACCGGGAGCGACGACCGAUCAGUGAGGAUCUGGAGCCUGGUGGACCACGCCUUGAUUGCACGUUGCAAUAUGGAGGAACCAAUCCGCUGCGCUGCCGUCAGCACGGAUGGCAUCCAUCUAGCGCUGGGCAUGAAGGACGGGUCGUUCACUGUACUGCGAGUCAGGGAUAUGACGGAGGUGGUACAUAUAAAAGACAGGAAAGAGGCCAUCCAUGAGCUGAAAUAUUCUACGGAUGGAAAUUUUCUGGCGGUGGGUUCGAAUGACAGCUGCGUGGACAUCUAUGGGGUGGUGCAGAGGUACAAGAAGGUGGGCGAGUGUAUGGGCUCCGUGUCCUUCAUCACACACAUGGACUGGUCAGCCGACAGCAAAUUCCUGCAGACCAACGAUGGCAGCGGGAAAAGGAUGUUCUACAGGAUGCCGGGAGGAAAGGAAAUCACCAAUAAGGAAGAAUUGAAGGGGGUGCAGUGGGCCCGAUGGACGUGUGUGACCGGUUUGGAAGUCAACGGGAUUGGUCCCAAAUACUCGGAGAUGAAUGACAUCAAUUCCGUAGACACCAACUUUCUUGGGCAAGUCUUGGUGACGGCGGAUGAUUACGGGAUUGUGAAGCUUUUCCGGUACCCCUGUGUGAGGAGAGGAGCCAAGUUUCGGAAGUACUUGGGCCACUCGGCUCACGUCACCAGCGUGCGUUGGUCACAUGACUAUCAGUGGAUUAUCUCGGUUGGUGGCGCCGACCACUCGGUAUUCCAGUGGAAGUUUAUACCAGACCGGAAGCUGAAAGACGUCCUCCAUAUUGCUCCACAAGAGAGUUUGAUUGACUCCAAUAGCGAUGAAUCGGAUUCAGAACAGUCGGAUGUCCCAGAGCUGGACUCUGAGAUUGAGCAGGAGACGCAGGUCACGUACCGCCGCCAGGUGUAUAAAGAAGAUCUACCUCAGCUUAAAGAGCAAUGCAAAGAAAAACACAAAAGUGCUUCUUCCAAGAGGCGUGAGAGAGCACCCCUCAACAGCAUUCGUCUCCACUUUGUGCACGGGUACCGGGGCUAUGACUGCCGCAGUAACCUCUUUUACACUCAGACGGGUGAAAUUGUUUACCACGUGGCGGCAGUGGGCGUGGUCUAUAACCGCCAGAACAACACCCAGAGGUUCUAUCUCGGGCACACUGAUGACAUCCUGUGCCUCGCCAUCCACCCGCUGAAGGAUUAUGUAGCCACUGGCCAGGUGGGCAGGGACAGCACGGUGCACAUUUGGGACUGUGAGACCAUCCGACCGCUCUCGGUGCUGAAGGGCCACCACCAGUAUGGGGUGUGCGCUGUGGAUUUCUCAGCGGAUGGGAAGCGCCUGGCCUCAGCCGGCAUUGAUGACAAUCACACCGUUGUCUUGUGGGACUGGAAAAAAGGAGAGAAGUUAUCAUCCGUUAGAGGAAGUAAAGACAAGAUAUUCGUGGUGAAGAUUAACCCCUAUAUGCCCGACAAGCUGAUCACCGCUGGCGUGAAGCACAUGAAGUUCUGGCGGCGUGCAGGCGGGGGGCUGAUAGGACGCAAAGCUUGUAUCGGAAGCGGCACAAAGAUUGACACCAUGAUGUGUGCGGUGUACGGCUGGACGGAGGAGAUGUCCUUUUCGGGGACGUGCACUGGAGAUGUGUGUAUAUGGAGGGAUCUCUUCCUCAUGAAGACGAUAAAGGCUCACGAUGGUCCCGUGUUCAGCAUGCACGCCCUGGAUAAGGGUUUUGUGACCGGAGGGAAGGACGGCGUGGUCGCCUUGUGGGAUGACUCCUUUGAGCGAUGCCUCAAAACCUACGCAAUCAAGAGAGCCGCGUUGGCUCCAGGUUCUAAAGGGCUCCUAUUAGAAGACAACCCUUCUAUCCGUGCCAUAUCUCUGGGACACGGCCAUAUCCUGGUGGGAACAAAAAAUGGAGAGAUCCUGGAGGUGGAUAAGAGUGGACCAGUCACCCUCCUGGUCCAGGGACAUAUGGAGGGAGAAGUUUGGGGUUUGGCCACCCACCCGCAUUUACCCAUCUGUGCCACUGUGAGCGAUGACAGGACCCUCCGCAUCUGGGACCUCUCCCCCAGCCAUUGCAUGCUCGCUGUGCGCAAACUGAAGAAAGGUGGUCGGUGCUGUUCUUUCUCUCCAGAUGGAAAAGCUCUAGCUGUCGGUCUAAACGACGGAAGUUUUUUAAUCGUCAACGCAGACACGCUGGAGGACUUGGUGUCUUUUCACCACAGGAAGGAUGUGAUUUCUGACAUUCGCUUCUCCCCUGGUUCUGGUAAAUACGUGGCUGUUGCUUCCUAUGACAACUUUGUGGAUAUUUACAAUGUGAUGAGCAGUAAACGAAUUGGAGUGUGUAAGGGGUCCACAAGCUACAUCACCCACCUGGACUGGGACACCCGAGGGAAGCUGAUACAGGUGAACACCGGGGCCAAGGAACAGCUAUUUUUCGAAGCCCCUCGAGGAAAAAGGCAAAUGAUUCCAGCCCACGAGGCAGAGAAGAUCUCCUGGUGCUCUUGGACAAGUGUCCUGGGUGCAAGCUGUGAGGGAAUCUGGCCAGUGAUUGGAGAGGUCAGCGACGUAACGGCCGCCUCACUUACCAAUGAUGGCAAAGUCUUGGCAACUGGUGACGAUUUUGGAUACGUGAAGCUAUUUCGAUACCCCGUAAAAGGAAAAUACGGGAAAUUUAAGAGGUAUGUAGCCCACAGCGCCCACGUCACCAAUCUACGCUGGAUUUACGAUGACAGCUUACUGGUCAGCGUUGGCGGUUCGGACACCUCGCUCAUGCUCUGGACACACGAAGUAGAGGGGCACCGAGAAACGCGGCAGUGCGACAGUGAAGAGUCAGACCUGGAUUCCGAGGAGGACGGAGGUUAUGACAGCGAUGUGACGAGAGAGAAUGAAAUGACCUACACCAUCAGAGCCUUAUCCACCAACAUCCGUCCUACGGCUGGGAUCAAACCUCACCUGCAGCAGAAGGAGCUGUCCUUGGAUGAGAGGCAGGGCGUAGUCAGAGGUUCCAGACCGCCUGUUAGUAGGGCCCUACCGCAGCCGGAAAAACUUCAGACCAACAAUGUGGGGAAAAAGAAGAGACCCAUCGAGGAUUUGGUCCUGGAACUGGUGUUCGGUUAUCGGGGUAAAGACUGCAGAAACAACGUUCACUAUUUAAAUGAUGGUGCUGAUAUCCUGUACCACGCUGCCUCCAUUGGGAUCCUGUAUAAUGUCGCUACAGGAUCUCAGAGUUUUUACCAAGAACACACAGAUGACAUCUUGUGCCUCACCGUGAACCAACACCCAAAGUUCACCAACAUUGUGGCAACUGGCCAAGUAGGCGAUGCCGCCGAUAUGUCCGCAUCAGCCCCCUCUAUACACGUCUGGGACGCCAUGAACAAGCAGACGCACUCGGUGCUGCGCUGUUACCAUUCCAAGGGGGUGUGCUCGGUCAGUUUCAGCGCCACUGGGAAGUUGCUGCUCUCCGUUGGGCUGGAUCCGGAACACACCAUCACCAUCUGGAAGUGGCAGGAAGGUGCCAAAAUUGCCAGCAAAGUUGGCCACAACCAGCGAAUCUUUGUAGCGGAGUUCCGGCCAGACUCGGACACCCAGUUUGUGUCGGUGGGGAUGAAGCACGUGCGGUUCUGGACGUUGGCGGGGAGAGCGCUGCUUAGUAAGAAGGGGAUGAUGAGUUCCAUCGAGGACGCCCGCAUGCAGACCAUGUUGGCCGUGGCGUUUGGUGCGGGGAAUUUGACGUUUACAGGAACGAUUAGCGGGGACGUCUGUGUUUGGAAGGAUCACAUACUGUCCCGAAUUGUGGCCAAAGCUCAUAACGGUCCCGUGUUCACCAUGUAUACCACGCUGAGGGACGGCCUCAUCGUCACUGGUGGGAAGGAGAGACCGUCCAAGGAAGGUGGGGCAGUGAAGCUGUGGGAUCAGGAGCUGAAGAGGUGUCGUGCUUUCAGGCUGGAGACUGGCCAGACCACCGAUUGUGUCAGAUCAGUAUGCAGGGGCAAGGGGAAGAUCCUGGUCGGCACACGCAAUGCCGAAAUUAUCGAGGUGGGGGAGAAGAACGCAGCUUGUAAUAUUCUCAUCAAUGGUCACAUGGACGGGCCCCUCUGGGGACUGGCCACCCACCCGACCCGGGACUUUUUCCUGUCCGCUGCGGAAGAUGGCACUGUACGGCUGUGGGACAUUGUGGAUAAGAAGAUGUUAAACAAAGUGAACCUGGGUCACUCUGCGCGUUCCGUCUGCUACAGCCCCGAGGGUGACAUGGUGGCCAUCGGUAUGAAGAACGGAGAGUUUAUAAUCUUAGUUGUGGCCUCCCUAAAGAUUUGGGGCAAGAAGAGAGAUCGGAGAUCUGCCAUUCAGGACAUCCGAUUUAGCCCGGAUUCCCACUACUUGGCGGUGGGUUCCGGCGAGAACGCCGUCGAUUUCUACGACCUCACCAUCGGACCCUCGCUGAACCGUAUCAGCUACUGCAAAGACAUUCCCAGCUUCGUAAUGCAGAUCGAUUUCUCCGCAGACAGCCGCUAUGUGCAGGUCUCCACCGGGUGUUACAAGAGGCUGGUCUAUGAAGUGCCUUCAGGAAAACUCCUCUCGGAACAAGCUGUGAUUGACCGCAUCACCUGGGCUAGCUGGACCAGCGUCCUGGGUGAUGAAGUUCUAGGAAUCUGGUCCAGACACAACGAUAAGUCGGACGUGACGUGCGCAUGCGUGUCUCACUCAGGGAUCAGCCUGGUUACGGGCGACGACUUUGGAAUGGUCAAGUUAUUUGACUUCCCCUGUCCAGAAAAGUUUGCAAAACAUAAGCGUUUCCUGGGGCACUCCGCCCAUGUGACCAACAUCCGAUUCACCAGCGGUGACCGCUACGUGGUUAGUGCAGGAGGAGACGACUGCAGCUUAUUUGUAUGGAAAUGUGUCCACAUGCCGCACUGAAAACAACGGAGCGCCUGCGCAAUUGCCCGCCCAGAGUGUACGAGAGCCGUUCCUCUCUCUCUAAGCCUGCUGGGUAAGCCGAGCGGCUGUGGAUCUGCAGAGCAGCCGCACUGAAGAGAUCUAGGAGGCAAGAUGGCAUGAAGCGGACAGAGACAAGAUGCGUGACGGGAGCCACGUUGUUGCAGAGAAAAAGCAUGCAUUACAGCCACGGGGGCCCCGUGUGGCUCUAAGAUUGGAAUGUUAAGCGGGCACCUCCUACCCUCUGCGUUGUUAUGAUCUCAGUGUACCAGUAAAAAGGGGGGACGACGGGUCUGACUACCAGCUGGACAGAUGUGGAGAAGUUGUGUAAAAUAUAUACCAGCAUCAUGGACAUUUCUCUGAGGUCCAUGUCGCAAAGGAGGAAGGCGAUUCUGCCACUGGCACGGGCCGUACCACCAGGGGAUGACCGACUCGCUCCAUUAGCUGUGCCAGCCCCAUGAUACGGCUCACUUUAAGCGAGUGCCUUCCUUCCCUACACUCCCAAAGUCUGACAUCUCCGGUCCUGUUUUUUUGCCUUGUUCGGUCCCUUCCACGCUGAGGUUGCCAUAUUGUAUGUGCUGCUUGUUUCUUUAUGAAGACGUUUAUUCAGUCUGUGGAGCUGUGUAUUUAACCUCUUCGCUGCUAGAAGGGGCCUGUAACUCAUAUUGGGGUUAUUAGAGGGACUAUGCGUGCAUUUAUUCCUGGAGACAUAAAUAUAAUUUCUUACAAGAUA
This is a messenger RNA of Rana temporaria (common frog), 6855 nucleotides long. RefSeq names its product EMAP like 5 (gene EML5). Gene Ontology annotation, molecular function: microtubule binding. The transcript has 44 exons. Lineage: Eukaryota; Metazoa; Chordata; Amphibia; Anura; Ranidae. Bases 171 to 6104 code for a protein of 1977 amino acids. The record is from RefSeq and is a predicted model, not a curated record.